CGAGCGGGGGGAGGCGGCCCCGGCGGGAGCGGCCGGCCCUGGUCAGCCGGCGGGGAGCAGCCCCGGGAGCUUCGGGGAGGCACCGAGCCGCCGCGGGGAUGAAGGACCGGCUGGCGGACCUGGCAGAGUACAAAGGAAAUGAAGAUGGGGAGACAGUUAUUGUUGAAAAAGACCAUUUUAUGGAUGACUUUUUCCAACAGGUUGAGGAACUUAGAAAUAAUAUAGCAAAAAUAGCACAAAAUGUGGAAGAAGUAAAGAAACAGCACAGCAUUAUCCUGUCAGCACCAAAUCCUGAAGGAAGAACAAAGGAAGAACUUGAAGAAUUAAAUGAGGAAAUAAAGAAGAUUGCUAAUAAAAUCCGAGCCAGGUUAAAGGCUAUUGAACAAAGUUUUGAUCAGGGUGAAAAUGUUAAUCGAACAUCAGUGGACCUCAGGAUAAGGAAAACACAGCACUCUGUGCUAGCUCACAAGUUUGUGGAGGUCAUGACGGAAUACAACGAGACCCAAACCCUGUUCCGAGAGCGCAGCAAAGGUCGGAUACAGAGACAAUUAGAGAUAACUGGAAAGACCACCACUGAUGAGGAACUGGAAGAAAUGUUAGAGACUGGUAAUCCUUCAAUUUUCACUUCUGAUAUUAUAUCAGACUCUCAAAUAACUAGGCAAGCUCUGAAUGAAAUUGAGUCACGUCACAAGGAUAUUAUGAAACUGGAAUCCAGCAUACGGGAACUGCAUGAGAUGUUUAUGGACAUGGCAAUGUUUGUUGAGACUCAGGGUGAAAUGAUCAACAACAUAGAAAAGAAUGUGAUGAAUGCAUCAGAUUAUGUGGAACAUGCAAAAGAAGAGACAAAAAAGGCAGUUCAAUAUCAAAGUAAAGCACGAAGGAAAAUGUGGAUAAUAAUCACUGUGUCAGUUGUGUUGAUUGCCAUAAUUGGCCUAAUUAUUGGCUUGUCUGUUGGUAUUCGGUGAUGCUUGGAUAACUUCAGCAUGCAUGACUUCCUGCCAGUGUGGCAAAACUGAUGUUCAUAAUUAUUUGUGUAACUGUAUUGCUUCUGAUACUUGGAAUUAUCCUAGCAACAACACUAUCAUAGCAAGCACAUUCCGAGAGUGGUGAACCUUCAGAAACUCCGAAAUACAUCUUCAGUAAAACCAAACUUUUUUUAAUAAAUGACACCUUACACUGUUUCAUGAUGAUGACCUGGCACUAAUGGUUAAAAAUGAAAAGAAAAUCACUCUUAAUGUUUACUCGUAAAUGAAGAUCAGAAUGUAUUAGGAAAUGUAUGAAUUUUUGUCAUAUACUAUGCAUUUUUAAGACUGAAACCUGCUCUUAAUUAUUUUGAACUAAAGUAACAGGAUUUUUUUAAUAUCUCAGUGUUAUAGUUUAAAUAGGGAGUUUGAGAGAUGGAGUUUUGACUGUUAGGCUAAUUUUCCCUAUUGCUAAUAUAUUCUAAUCCCAAGUUUUAGUGCCUUGCCAGUGCUGCUUUUUUUAUCACUCCUGUGAACAUUUUAAUGAAAUGUAGCUUGUCUUUAAACGUAUUACUUAUUUAAUCACCUUAACCUAUCUACGCUUUAUACUUUUUUUCCUCCAACAAGUGCUAAAAUAUUUUAUUCUGAAAAGACUACUUAACUGUCUGCCUGUUGCAUCACACUUGAGAAGGAAAAAAAACAAACCAUGUUUUUUUUUACACUUUCCAGGUUUUUUUCCUUCCCUGUGAUUAAGGUUGAUGGCUUUAAAUAUUUCCUUGACUUUAUAAUAAAAAGUUAGCUGCAACAUUUGUGAUAAAAGAAUGCAGUAAUGAAGCAUACCAAAUUUGAACUUAAGCAGAUAAUUUUACAAAUAAUUACCAAUGGAUCAGUUUAGCCUUAUUGUUUAUAUGAACAUGACAAAAAGUCACAUUUUAUAAAGCCAAGUCAAGAUUUCUUAUUCAGAAGCUUGCUAAUGUUGAUGUAUGAAUAUAGCACAUAGGGAUAAACUCCUGCAGACAAGACUGAAACUAAUACAAACUAAGACACUGAUUUGUUAUUAAAUUAUGUUAUAUAACAUAUAUGAGGUGUUUUAGUGUAUACAUACUUGUUGUAAUGCUAGCUUGCAGGACUUGAAAGCUUGAAAGACUUCAAAUGUAACCAAAUAACUGCAUUUAAUGUUACAGGUUAUUUUUGUAUUUUGUGUGUAAAAUAUUUGUAACUUGAAUUUUUGACUUCUCAUUGUUCAAGGAUAUCCAUGUAGAUAAUGUAGAUAUAUUUACACAGUAAGAGAACUGGGGGAGAGGAUAAUUUGUGCCUUCUUCAACGUAGUCUAAAACUACACUUGUCAAUGUUUCCAAAUAUUCAACUAUAAUGUUAACUGCAGUAACUUGGUCCUAAAAUGUUAGAAUACUUAGGUUUUGUUCAAGUGUCUGAGAUCAAAGUUGCUCAGUAAACUGCAAUUCACUCUGUUGACUUAAUGAAAUUCAGCAAAGUUUACAAUUUAUAUUGUAUGUAUGAAUAUUCCUGCUUUGCUGUCCAAAUAUGCUGUGAAUGUGCUGGAGCUAUUCAGAUGUCAAACAAGUUUAAAAAAGAAAAGAUGAUAUUGGUCUUUUUGAAAGUCAGCCAUAUAGAAGUCACUUGAAACGUUUUGGCUUCAUUAAUGAACAAAUUUCUUUACCUCUAAGUCCAGAACACUCACUGAUGUUUGUGAGGAAGUUUACAUGCAAAGUAAGGAAAGACUGGUUGCCUUAGUUCUUGUUCUAAGUAAGGUAUAUUUUUGUUUUGUAGCUUUCUAGAUUUUUAUCAGUAAAUAUUAUUUAUACAGAUACACAAAUUGGAUUGGGGGAGGAAAUCAGUUCUGCUGGUUAACAGCUGGUUACUUAAAAUUACCCCCAAAAUCCCAUCGUGUGGAAUUUUUUUAUUUAUAAUGCAAUAAUUUGCCCAUCAAGACCAGAAAUUUGAGUAGGCCACUCCAUACUUUUUACUUGUUGCUGUAUAGCUGCCUCAGUGAAUUUGUUUUUAAAAACAAAACGUGAUUUGUUUUUGACAUGAACCUGUUUGUUCUGUUAACAUUGGAGGGGAGUAAAUCUCUAACCUAUGCACUAAUAAAUUUAUCUAAGCAAGUAUCUUGUGGCUAUUUUUAUAUUCAUUAUGCUAUUGUGACCUUUGUGAAUAUUUCCAGUAAGUGUUUGAGGAAGGCUGGUUUGUUUUUGCAAGGACAUGUCAAACAGUCAAUAUCUGCAUCUUAAGAGUAAAGGCUUAAGAGUGUAUUUCCUGAAAUUUUUCACCAAAAAAAGGUGAAGAGAUGAUUAAAGUAAGUGUAGAAAUAACUAUGGAGAUAUUAGUGGAAUUUAUUAAUUGUAAACUAUGUGCAUGGAAUUUUGCUUUAAUAUUAAAUUUUUUAAAUAUGGGUAUUAUUUAUUCAAAUAAAGCUGUUCACGUCCUCUCAAAAAUUGCUCAUAGAAGUGCAUCUUUCACAGUGCAGAAUUAACAUGCCUUCCUAUUACCUGCCUAGCCCAGAACUGCAAAUUCUGGAACAGGUUCAGGGUUCUGAUGUAUGGGUGGUAACUGGAAUAAUUCCCCCUGUACUGAUGUUUCAGCUUGGAUUGCCACCCUCAGUUUCUUGCCAGUGCAGCGCUGAGCAGCGUCACCCAAGUGGUGAUGCUGUACCUGCCCCCCAUGGUACCUGCCCCCCUGUGGUACCCUGGCUGCUCCCAGCUGCAGCCAGGGAUCUGCAGCUCUGCACACUGGGCUCCAGCAGCAGUGAACAGGAGCAAGCAGCCUGCUGACACCAGUCUUUCCCAUGGUCAGCACUCUAGCAAAUGCAAUACAAGUGUCACUAUAAUGUUGUGUAAGGUUGGUUAUGUUUUUGUGUGUGAGCUUUUUUGGAGAACUUUGAGGAAAGAAUGGCUGAAGUCUUGUUUGCUUUGAUAUGACUCAGUGCUAUCUUUGUACAGAAAUGAAUGGUCAUUACUUUUUGUAAGGCUCUAAAGCUGAUGAGGAUGUACAUGCAGAGCUAAUAACAAAGCACUUAGAAGUUGGGAAUUGGCCAACUUAUGACUAACUGUAAGAUAGCUGAGCAGUUAUGCUUAAUUUGAUAUUUCUUUGUCAUUGGGAAAAUUGGAUAAAACUGGGGAUGUUUUUUACAUUAGCAAUUAAUAAGGCAAACCAAGAAGGUAAAAUCUCAGCAUAGGGGAAAUGUUAAGUGGCUGUUCUUACAAAAAUCUGUACCACCAAAAUGCUCGGGAUUGUGAGGGUAUCUCUGCUGUUUCUCACAGUGGUGGAAAAAAACCACCACCAAAUCUGAAUAUUAAUGAAUUCAAUAGAACGAACUAAAGCUUUUUCAGCAAUUAAAUAUUUUUUCUGCU
This is a messenger RNA of Apus apus (common swift), 4330 nucleotides long. It is a transcript of the gene STX2, whose product is annotated as syntaxin 2. Gene Ontology annotation, molecular function: SNARE binding; SNAP receptor activity. Gene Ontology annotation, biological process: intracellular protein transport; synaptic vesicle fusion to presynaptic active zone membrane; exocytosis. The transcript is spliced from 11 exons. Gene Ontology annotation, cellular component: plasma membrane; SNARE complex; endomembrane system. The coding region runs from base 99 to 965 and encodes 288 amino acids. Lineage: Eukaryota; Metazoa; Chordata; Aves; Apodiformes; Apodidae. The record is from RefSeq and is a predicted model, not a curated record.